AUGCUUAGGAUAACACUUUGUUCUCCUGUUCUCUCUGCUCGAUAGCUGUUUUAUCCAAAGCCAAAUUUUCGGAUUCUCAAUUUCGCAAAGCAUGUAACGCUAAAACCCUUCAAUAAGAAGAAUAAUCAUAACAUUCGGAACUUGCAAAUUCAAACUUUGAGGAAAAUGGGUUUCCAUGCACUUGCCAGUAGCAAAUCCUUCUUCACCAGCGAAACCCACCUUCCUUACCUUCCUUCAUUUUCAUCUGAUAGAAGAAGACCAACACCAACACCACUGACGAGAACACUUCAUUUGAAUCGAAGACCCAAUUCACUAAGGGUCUUUGCCACGCAGGAAGAGCCCCCGAAGCUCAAUAGCCAGGACUUGAUGGAACUCAAGUUUGGACGCUUACUUGGAGAGGACCCUAAGCUUACUCUCGCCAAGAUAAUGGGAAGAAAAGCUAACCCUGAUGCUACUUUUCUUGAUAUUGAGAAAUCGUAUUAUAAGAAGGGGAAACACGUUGAGGUGGAGGAAGUUCCAUUUGAAGGUUCUAAGGAAAGGAAGUCAUCGAGUAAAUUGGAUGGUUUGGGUUUGGUGCGGCCUGUUCCGGCUAAAGGGGCAAGCUUCCAAUCCAUUGAUAACAAAGUUCCAUUGGAGAUUAAGAAACCGAGCCAACAGCAGAGUAAUGCAGGGAAUGUCAAUAAAAGUAUUCUGAAAAGGCCACUGCAGAGUAAUGCAGGGAGUCUUAAUGUAAGUAGUGCUCCUAAUGUUAUUCUGAGAAAGCCAACCGUGUAUAAAGAGGAUGACGAGGACGUGUUGUCAAGGUUGAGAGUAAGACCAAAUUUGUAUCAGCACAUGCGGGAUGGACAAGUGAAGGAGACGUUUAGUGAUAUGUCGCUUUUGAGGAAGCCUGAACCACCAAUUGCCAAGGAUGAAGAUACAAACCAAGAGUCUUCUACUCGUUCGGACAAUGAAAAUGAUUUGAAGAUCAGUGUAGAAGAUUCAAGAGGUAAAGCUGGUAACUGGACAUUAUUAGAACAGCCUCAUAGACCGGAGAGCAACAAUGAUGAACAGUCUGCUGAUUCAAAUGUUAUGCUUAAAAAUGAUGAAUUGGAGCAGCAUUAUGAGUUCCAGCAGGAGCUGUCUGAUUCAAGUCAACUGUCAAAUUUAAAUUCAGUUGAUAAAGUGGACUUGUCUGUGCAAGUUCCACUACAGGGAAAGCCGCAAAGAUUAGACCAACAUGUGAAGCAAACCUCAGAUGUUGUUGAAGAGAAUGCUUUUAUGAAUACCGGAGGUUACAAAAACAAUGAUGAACUAGGGAAUCUUGUUGAUGUUUCAGAUUUUCAGGAGGGUGAAGAUGCUGAUUGGACCAGGGCAGAAGAUUUGAUUAGGAAUGGAGAUAGGGCAGAUGUGGAAAUAUUAAGUUGUAGUAGCAAAGGCUUCAUUGUAUCUUUUGGAUCUUUGGUAGGAUUCCUGCCGUACCGUAACCUUGUUUCCAAGUGGAAGUUCUUAGCUUUUGAGUCAUGGUUAAGAAAGAAGGGAUUGGAUCCAUCCAUGUACAAGCAGAGUUUAGACACUAUUACAACCUAUGAUGCUGAAAAAAAUAAAAUUUCUCCCAAUUCUCCUCUAUAUCAGGAGAAUGAUACUAAUGUUGAAGAGAAAUUUUCUCCAGAUAUGAAAAUGGAAGAUCUGUUAAGGAUUUAUGACCAAGAGAAAAUUGAGUUCUUGUCCUCUUUUAUUGGGCAGAAAGUUAGAGCAAAUCUAUUAUCCGUAGAAAGAAAAUCUAGAAAGCUCAUAUUUUCAUUAAAACCAAAAGAGAAGGAAGACCUACUUGAGAAGAAGAGAAAUCUCAUGGCUAGACUUCAGGUUGGGGAUAUAGUAAAAUGUUGCAUCCAGAAGAUAACUUACUUUGGGAUUUUUGUAGAGCUUGAAGGGGAGUCUGCACUAAUUCAUCAAUCAGAAUUAUCAUGGGAUGCCACCUUGAACCCAGCAUCAUACUUCAAGAUUGGUCAGGUUAUAGAGGCAAAAGUUCUGCAAUUAGACUUUGCUCUUGGGCGCAUAUCUUUAUCGUUAAAGGGAGUCACGCCCGAUCCAUUAAUGGAUUCCUUGGAGUCUGUAGUUGGGGAGCAUGGACACUUAGAUGGGAGACUGGAAGAAGCUCAAACAGAUGAGGAGUGGCCUGAAGUUGAAUCUCUCAUCAAAGAAUUACAAAAGAUUGAGGGGAUCGAGUCUGUUUCAAAAGGCCGGUUCUUCAGAAGCCCUGGUUUGGCACCAACUUUCCAGGUUUACAUGGCAUCGAUCUUCGACAAUCAGUACAAGUUGCUGGCUCGAUCUGGAAACAAAAUACAAGAGGUGAUAGUUGAAACGUGUAUAGAUAAAGAAAGGAUGAAAUCGGUGAUAAUGACAUGUACCAAUAGAGUGGAAUAGUGGCUGCAAAGUGCAAAAACUGCAUAUUCUUUUGGUGAGUGCAGGCUGCAAACCUCCAACCGAAGUUGAUUAUAG
This is a messenger RNA of Arachis duranensis, 2481 nucleotides long. RefSeq lists its product as uncharacterized. The transcript is spliced from 14 exons. NCBI's taxonomy places the organism in Eukaryota, Viridiplantae, Streptophyta, Magnoliopsida, Fabales, Fabaceae. The coding region runs from base 166 to 2406 and encodes 746 amino acids. The record is from RefSeq and is a predicted model, not a curated record. Gene Ontology annotation, molecular function: nucleic acid binding.